Molecule: messenger RNA, 2890 nt
Organism: Oenanthe melanoleuca
Lineage: Eukaryota; Metazoa; Chordata; Aves; Passeriformes; Muscicapidae
Product: sodium/hydrogen exchanger 2-like
Exons: 12
Coding region: 1-2160 (719 amino acids)
Biological process (GO): regulation of pH; sodium ion transport; proton transmembrane transport
Cellular component (GO): membrane
Molecular function (GO): sodium:proton antiporter activity
Source: RefSeq, a predicted model, not a curated record
AUGGAGAGCCAAGGACACAGAGCUGCAGCUCUGCUGGCUGGGUCCUGCCUCUCCUGCAUCCUCCAGGCCCCGCGGGUGGGAGCCCUGCAGGAGCCGGGGCUGGAGGACGCGAUCCUGGAGAACGGCAGCUGGGCGGAGGGCAACGACUCCUCGGAGCACACCUUCUUCUCCCUGGACUACCAGCACGUGCAGGUCCCCUUCGAAAUCACACUCUGGAUCAUGCUGGCAUCCCUGGCCAAAAUAGGGUUCCAUCUCUACAACAAGCUGCCUUCCGUGGUUCCUGAAAGCUGUUUGUUGAUUUUUGUGGGGCUCAUCAUGGGGGGGAUCAUCUAUGGAUUGAACGACAGGUCACCACCAGUGAUGGACAGCGACAUCUUCUUCCUGUACCUGCUGCCCCCCAUCGUGCUGGACGCCGGCUACUUCAUGCCCAGCCGCCCCUUUUUCGAGAACAUCGGCACCAUCCUGCUCUACGCCGUGGUGGGCACCGUCUGGAACGUCUUUGGCAUCGGCUUUUCCCUCUAUGGCAUCUGCCAGGUGAAAGCUUUCCGCCUGCAGGACGUGUCCCUGCUGCACAACCUCCUCUUCGGCAGCCUCAUCGCCGCCGUGGACCCCGUGGCUGUGCUGGCUGUGUUCGAGGAGAUCCACGUCAACGAGAAGCUGCACAUCCUGGUUUUUGGGGAAUCCCUCCUCAACGAUGCUGUGACUGUGGUGCUCUACAAGCUCUUCCGCUCUUUCUGUGAGAUGCCAACCAUCAAAAGCGUGGAUAUUUUUGCUGGAGUCGGGAAAUUCUUCGUGGUUGGGCUGGGAGGAGUUUUGGUGGGGCUGAGUUUCGGGUUCACGGCCGCCUUCACCACGCGCUUCACCAAGGACAUCCGCGUCAUCGAGCCGCUCUUCGUGUUCCUGUACAGCUACCUGUCCUACCUCACUGCAGAGAUGUUCCACCUCUCUGGCAUCGUGGCCAUCAUCUCCUGUGCCAUGGGCAUGAAGCGCUAUGUGGAGGCCAACAUCUCCCUCAAGUCCCACACCACAGUCAAGUACUUCAUGAAGAUGUGGAGCAGCGUGAGCGACACCCUCAUCUUCAUCUUCCUCGGGGUUUCCACCAUCGGGGAAAACCACGAGUGGAACUGGCCCUACAUCUGCUUCACGGUCAUCUUCUGUCUCAUCUGGAGGGCACUGGGGGUUCUUGUGCUGACUUUCUUUGUGAACAGAUUCCACGUGAACACCAUCACCAGUAAGGACCAGUUCAUCAUUGCCUAUGGGGGGCUCCGAGGGGCCAUUUGCUUCUCUUUGGUUUUCCUGCUGCCUGACUUCCACAGGAAAAAGCUUUUCAUUGCAGCAACAACCGUGGUCAUCCUCUUCACCGUGUUCAUCCAGGGAAUGACCAUCCGUCCCCUCGUUGACCUGCUGGCUGUCAAGAGGAAAAUGGAGAGUGCUCCCACUGUGGGAGAGCAGAUCCACAUUAGGUUCUUGGAUCAUUUGCUGGCUGGCAUUGAAGAUAUAUCUGGACACUGGGGACAGUAUUACUGGAAAGACAAGCUGGAAUAUUUCAACAGCAAAUACCUGCAGAAGAUCCUGCUCAGGGAGUACGACCAGCCCAAGUCCAGCAUCGUGCUGCUCUACGAGAAGCUGGAGCGCAAACACGCCAUGGAGCUGGCCCAGGCUGGGCAGCUGGGCCACAGCCCAGCCCAGCCCUCCUUCCUCAGCAGCGACAGGACUGUCAUAAGAGACCGAAAACUGGAGGACACUCUAAACCCUGCUGUCCUGGACAACAUACAGGAAAUAUUGGCCAGGAACCUGUACCGGAUCAGGAGGACGGGCCCUGCAUACAACAGGCACACCCUGCCUGGGGACAGCGAGCCUGCAGAGCAAGCCAAGGAGAUCCUGAUCCUGAGGCACAAGAGCCUGCUGGUGGAGGUGAGCGGGAGCAGCUCCAGGAAGGAGUCCCAGAAGGAGGACUCGUGCUCGGCGCAGGGCGAGGCUCCCCCGCAGCCCAAGCUCUGCCGCUCCUUCACCGUGGGGAACACGGAGAAGGUGCAGAAGGGGAAGGAGAACCGGUCCAAGUCCGUGUGCGCCAUCCCACCGAGCUGGGGCGGGAGGAACGAGCUCAGCCUGGAGAUGCACAAACACAGGGGCUGCUCUGGCUCCUCACCAGGGCUCUGACUCCUUCAGGGAGGGCUGCUCAACGUGUGAAUAAUGUAAAUAAGAUGCAUGUUGGACAGGACAGCGUGGGCUGGGAAUAUCCAGAGUGCUUUGCAUGGAAAGUCGCUGUUAUUGCUAAACUUUUGGUGGGAACUUAGGGGAAAGAUGCCCAGCUGAGCACCAGCAAUGCCAGGGAAUGGCUGAGGGGGCAUUUCUAAGGAAUUUCUAGGAAAAAUUAUCCUGUUCAGUCUGGGAAAAUUGUUGAAACUGCCUAGAACUGCAAGUAAGGAUGUUUUAAUAGGGUGAGAUACAAGAUCUCAUUAGUUUUCAGGGAUAGGCUAAACAGCAGGGAGCAUUUGGAUUAUAGGUUGGGAAAAACUUGAUAAUCUCAAAGCAGGUUUUAUUAGGGGAAGGAGGAAAGAGCAGAAACAGCAACAGAUUUCUUCUGCUCUCAGGAACUGAUGGAUCCUGGCUAUGAACAUGAAUCUCAUAAAGCCCAAAGUUAAGUCACAUAGUUGAGUAAGGGGUUGUGUCUUACCUGAGGGAUUGUCCCACACCCAGUUAUGCCAAAGAGAAAUUAUUGCAGCUGAGUUAAAAGGGAGAAAUAUGUUCUUACUGGUUUUUAAAAAUUUAUGUAAGGGAUGGUUCACCUCAAAGGUGAAAUGAGGAAGCUCCAAAGGCAGUGGUGAUACCAGGAGAUGAGGGUGACAGCUCUUAAACAGAUGAGAAGGUUUCUAAUGUGGUUGGUUGG